This is a messenger RNA of Pogona vitticeps (central bearded dragon), 2116 nucleotides long. NCBI's taxonomy places the organism in Eukaryota, Metazoa, Chordata, Lepidosauria, Squamata, Agamidae. The record is from RefSeq and is a predicted model, not a curated record.
GGCUUGCUUCGGGGGGGAAAAAAACAGAAGCCGAUGUUGGGAGCGAGCAAAUACCAGCUGCAAGAUUUGCACUCGAGGAGGUAAUAAUACAGGACUGCCUCUCUCGUAAAAAGCCCCGCGCCGCCCCCCCCCGGGGGGAGUUUCCAAGUCGACUGAAAAAGGCGGCAGGCAGGGCUGGCUGGGCGGCGGACAGAGAGAGAGAGCGAGUGAGGGCGCUGUGUGAGUGCCGGGCACCUCCCGAGGAGCUGCAACGCUUCCUGGGCUGAGCCGGCGUUCCCCUUCCCCACGUGCGGUGCCUCGUUCCCCCGGACACGUCUGAAUCGCUUCGCGGGAAGCCGGGCUUGGGUCCCGGGGGCGCCGCUUGGAUGGCCGCCGCCGCCGCCCUGUUCCUGGAGAUCAGGCAGAGGAGUCAGAGCGGGCUGCUGAUUAUCCGAGAAUUAAAGCCAGAAAGGUGGCCGGUGGAUAUUACAGUGAUGCCAUCUUCGAUCGAAUUAAAAAUGGAUGAAGACUGCAAGGUAUUCAACCUUCCACGAGAGGUCAGGGUUGUUCCUCCUUCCUGCCGAGGACUGCAGUACGUGCCUGGUGACGGCUUACAUAUGAGACUACUGGUUCAAGCAGGUUUAAAUACAAAAGUGUUGCCAGCUGUUGGUGAGAGCCUCAAACCCAAAAAGAGUUGCACUUUUUACUGUCAGUCCUGCGGACAGAGUAUCAUAAGCAAUCAGACAUUCCUGAGAGUUCUUUCCCUUCCAAGUGAGGACUGGAAUGAUCUGGUGGAUGAGUGGUGCUGUCAUCCCAGCCCCUUCAAUGAUAGCAUACUUCACCCACAAAAUGGCGACUGUUUUCUGGGACCGAACUACCUCUUGGUUGAUUCAGGAAGCAUAUCAGCUGGCUCAGGAUUGGAAAUCCUUGAUACAGAUUCUCAGGAUGCUGCUUCUAACAGUAGCAGUUCUAUCUCGAAUUCAAAGGGAAAUAGCCGAGUAAUCUGUAAGCGCUGCAAGACAUUGUUGGGAGAGGUUAUGCCAUCAGGUGUCACAAAAUACUAUUUCACAGAAUUGCUCAUUCAGCCCUCUGAAGACAGUUUCCCCUUGAUACCAAGGUCUGCAUAUAUACAAAGUGCUCUAGCCCAUUCCCUUAUAGAUCUCUCUUCCACCAGAAGCACAUUUAGAUUCAGCAUACGAGGGACUGAUGGUGCCAGCUACAUCUUGAUAUGGCUACUAAAUUCUGACACAUUUUUGGUGGAAUCUGCAGGAAACAUGGCACCCAUUAAAGUUUUUACAUUGCUUGAAUUUGGCAUGUCAUCUGACUCAAGACCUUCAGAGAUUUGGAAAGCUGUUAAAGUUCUUUACCAUCCCUGUGUUAAAAGCAGAAAUAAGGAACUCAUUGACGCAUGGGGAAAUGAUGCUGGAGUGCGCACACUAAUUUUUCCACCACGUACCUGUCUGGAACUGCUGCUGAUGCUAUCCCAGAGUAAUGUUUCACUACCACCUUCUCUUCGCUGGAUGAAUUCUUUUCAGAUACCUUGUACUGGUUUUUUCUUGAUGUUGGUGGCUAUGGUGGUGUAUACCAAAUUCCUGAUCACAUGCCAGUCAAAUACAGAGGCAUAUUUUAUCUUCCAGCUACAGUUCAACUGUGCAAGCCCUUUUAUCACAGGUUGCCUUUUUGAAGAUGUGAAGGAAAAUUCCAUUAAGUUAGCCUUUUACUACAAAGAAGUACAGGAGAGAAGACCUUACAUGAGCAGGUGGCUUUUAAAGAAGUGAUGCUGAACUUCCUCAGUGAAAAAAAGAAAAUUAUAUAUUGAACUUGUUGUCUGUUGACUUUGGAACUUCGAGACCAUCAAGGAAUGUGACAGAAGCAACUUGUUCAAGCAAAGAAACCAAUAACUGUGUGACAGAAGUUGAGAGGAGAAUGUAAUUUAGGAUGUUGGGAAUCUGGGGAGGUCACUGUAAAUAACACCCUACUAAUUCCUCAAAGUAAGUGAAUUAUCUGUUGCAGCUAUUUCAGCUUUGAAAAAAGGCUAUGUUUCUUUCUUUGGAAAAUAAAGAAAAAAAUUCAUUGGACUGAGCCUUGGAUACUGCACUGUCUACAUGGGAACAUGGAGAUUUUUGUAGAACUUCAU